This is a messenger RNA of Penicillium canescens, 1359 nucleotides long. RefSeq lists its product as uncharacterized. The transcript is spliced from 3 exons. NCBI's taxonomy places the organism in Eukaryota, Fungi, Ascomycota, Eurotiomycetes, Eurotiales, Aspergillaceae. The record is from RefSeq and is a predicted model, not a curated record. Bases 1 to 1359 code for a protein of 452 amino acids.
AUGCCACCACGCAGGAGCGCGCGCAAGACCUCAGGCCCGGUUGCCAGGUCUUCUUCCAAGGUGGUCAAACCCGCUACCGUCAAGAAACCCGCCCCGAAAUCCAGGGCUGCCUCCAAAGGGUCCAUGAAAAAGACUGGAAAGGCCGCGGCUUCCAAGAAGGGUAAGGAGGCCGCAAGGUCCCUGACCCCAGAAGACGAAGACCCCAUGGAUAUUGAUGCCGAUUCCAACUCGCGUUGGCUGAUGGACAAGGAGAACUACGGAAAAUUUGUUGAUUACAGCGUCCUGGCUGCUUAUGCCGCCGGGGCAAAUAUCGAAAAGCCACCGCGUGGUAAAAGGCAGCCACGAUGGACCCAUGAAGGGGAUGAGCCUCUGACAAAUUCUUCGGAGCUACCUGAAGGGUGGAACACUCAUGAGCCGGAUCUUCUUGAGGACGAGAUCGAUGAGCAGAUUGAGCGAUGCCACCAGAGAAUUGCCUAUAACAUCUUCCCUGCAUUCUUCGAAAUAAGGCUUCAAUCAUAUCUCGAAAGAAAGAAGAAGCGUGAAGAGAUGAUUGCAUCAGAGCCUGCGGGCCUUGACUUGCAGACCGUUGAACGACUGGUCUCCUUGAGGGCGAUUGAAGCAUCUCUCACUGAAUCCGACGACGCAGACGUGGAUGGUCAGCUUCCAAACAUCAGGGCUCUCAUGAAAGCCUACAGGAAUAAGGAGCUUAUGUUCAUAAGAGGCAUGAUCACCUACUGGUCCAAAGGAGUACUCAUCGGUCCACCAGAGCCGUUCGACCACAAAAGACACGAAGCGUUUCUCGCGCAGUAUAAAACACAUCGGGAGUUCUGGGUUGAAGGGUUUCUUGGAGCAGGGCCUCCUCAACAGAUGGUUUUCUCCGUAAUCGGGCCAACCAAUAACUACUAUUCGCAUGAAAUCUUCACGGAAAUGCGAACGGCUGGUGCAAGCAACAACUGUGCUCCGCUUGGACAGUCAUUGUUGUAUGAUACCGGCGCCGAAAUCAUGUCCAUCAACCAACAGGAUGUGGACCAGAUGCACGCCAUGUCCGGCCUAGAGCCCCCAACCUUUGGCCAUUCACAAUUAGUUACUGGCAAUGGCGUGGUAUCAAGAAGAAUCGUUGAGAUUGAAGUCUCUAUAAGAGACCACAACUGGGCCGUCAUGUGCCCGUUCGUUAAAGUCCUGGCUGCGGUGAAUCCCGAUAAUACAGCAGAGAGACUCACAGGACCUUGGAUGAAAUUCGUCUUAUUUACUGGCACUAGCCCUGGUGCUAAUAACUUGUAUUUGACUGAUAACAAGGCGGAGCUUGUUAAUCAUCUCCCAGCUUGGACAAGUGGUGCUGCCGCUGGCACUGGCCCCUAA